AUGUGCGCUCACAAUGUUUUCCACAAAUAUCUCAUGCUAGAUUUACCUCGAAAAAAGCAAUGGAUAGAGACUAGCGAUGGAAGACAGAUUAAGCAGCCACGACAAACGGAACGUACACCGAUCCCGACAAGUCUUUGCUAUUAUCCUCACAAACCAUGUAUUCUCCUUCGAUUUCAAAAUCUCACGGUCCUGCUCGACUGUGCGGUAGACUUCUCAUCCUUCAAUCACUUUCUACCAUACGUUUAUGAUGAGAGAUCGCGGUUGAAAAACCUCCCUUCCUUUCAUGGUGACACACUUUCAUAUCUCAAGCAGUUGAAUGAAAAUGUUUUUAUAGAAGCAGUUCCAGAGGUCCACCUUGUGCCGUUGGAGUCUUUGUCAAUGAGCACUGUGGAUUGCGUGCUUAUUUCGAAUUGGAAUUCGCUUAUUGCACUGCCAUUUUAUGUGGAAAAUUCGGGAUUUAGAGGAACAAUAUAUGCGACAGAGCCUGUUGUACAAUUCGGACGGUUGAUGAUGUUAGAGUUGAUCGAGUAUUUCGAGAGGAUUGAAUUGGAAGGCAGCGUUUCAGUACUUGCAUGUCCAAGUGGUUAUUCAAUAGGAUCUGCGAACUGGGUUUUCAAAACAGAGUAUGAGCGGGUAGGAUACAUGGCGUCUUCUUCGAUUCGCUCUACGCACUCACGACCAGUUGAAUGGGAGAAGCUUCAAGAUGCCGAUGCGCUCAUCAUGACAUCUUUGAGUAGAACACCGGAUUUCAGCUCCGAGGGAGCAAUAAUCGAAGUUGCUCAAACUGUCAUGGACACAUUGAAAAGAGGUGGAAAUGUUUUGAUGCCUGUGAAUCCUGUUGGUUCUAUCUAUGACCUGAUUGACGUGGUUUCUAGAAGCAUAGAUAAUGCAGGAGGAGCCACAUUGGAAGCACGAAUAUAUUUCAUUUCACCUGUUGCAAAAGGCGCUUUGGCCUAUUCGAACGUCAAUGCUGAAUGGCUUGCGGAAUCGCGCCAAAAUGCCGUGUAUGUUCCUGAAGAACCAUUCUGUCAUACAGCGUUAGUGCGCAAUGGAAGACUCAAGUUGUACGACAACAUCUAUGAGUCUUUUUGCAGAGAGUAUAAAACCCCUUGUGUGGUGCUUACUGGUCACCCUUCUCUUCGCAUAGGUGAUGCACCGCAUUUGUUGGAAAUGUGGGGAAACGAUUCGAAGAACGCUUUGAUAAUGACAGAUCCUGACUAUCCACUGAAUGAAGUGUAUGCUCCUUAUGAAGAUCUUGCGAUUCGAGCAUUCUACUAUCCUAUCGAAACUCGACUUGAGUUUUGCCAAGUGAAUACCGUUCUGCUCCCUGUGGAAUUAAAGCCUAAGAAUCUCAUCAUUCCGGAGGUAUAUUCCUUAUCUCACAACUCCAAGUCUCCUACCCACAAUCGAAUUGAAUUUGUCGUUCAAUACAAUUCCACCACGCCCAUGAAAUACGACGAGCAAAUAUCAAUUUCACUGCCCUCGAAGAAAAUGAGGAAAAGGAAGAUAAAGAUAAGCCCUGAUGUCAUAAAACGACUCGAACUCCGCGGUCAUUACGCCAAUCCUGAAAUUGGCAUUACUUCACUUACGGGAUUCCUCUGUGCCUACGAUGGCGCCUACGAACUUCUUCCUGCCAAGAAGAAGGUCGGCGCACUCCGGCCCAAGUAUGCUGGACAACUCACUACGGACAUAAUUUUGAAAGCUCUCCAAAAGCGAAAUCUCUCUGGACGUGUGAUCAACCAUCCUGAUGGUGAACGAAAGAUUGUUCGAAUAGAUUCGAUCAAUUCUGCGAUAACGUUGGAUGCAGAAGGAAUGAGCACAAAUAUUCAGUCGCCGAAGGAGCACAGAAUGAUGCUUCUCGAUGCUGUGACCUCUGUACAGCAUUUAAUGAGCAUUCGAUGUCUGGUGAGAAGUUAUUGCUGCCGUGGAGAUCAAGCAUUGCAAAACAAACCCUCUAACUUGUCGCAUGCCUUGUUUCCCUCCGUGACUCAAUACGAACUCUUUUCUCCGGACUUUGAGUCGUCGUCGCAGAUCGAAGAGCCGCCACCGUUGAGCGAGGACGUACUCCCAAAGGUGUUAUCCAAGAAGGACCUCUACAUACACGCUGAUGAAGUGGCAACAGCUAAGAAAAGUGGAUGUGCUCCUGUUAAACGAGCUCUCACGCUCGUUCGAGGGUUUCUUCACGGUCGAUCGCAGUUGAAAACGUCACUUUCUGAUCGCUCAGUGACGCUUUUCAAUUUUCAUUCAACUGAUUUUGCUGAAAAACUAGUGCACUCCAACAUCGGGAGCCUCGUUUUGGUAGAGAGUGAGCACAAUUAUGCGAGGCAAGCUAAG
Messenger RNA from Ostertagia ostertagi, 2334 nucleotides. NCBI's taxonomy places the organism in Eukaryota, Metazoa, Nematoda, Chromadorea, Rhabditida, Trichostrongylidae. The record is from the annotation of a GenBank genome assembly.